UCGAUAGCAAACGAUGGAAACGUUGUGGAAAGCGAAAACGUCAUAUGACCACUGGUGCAAAAGUUCUGGCUGUAAAGAUGGCACGGGUGAUAUUCCUUCUAUUUUCGCUGUUUGUCGCAGCCAACUGUGAUCAAAUGUCGAUCAUCUCGGCACCGAAAGCAUUGGAAUUCCGGGGAAACAGUCGGUUGGACGUGGAAGCCCUGUCGGACGUUUUUGGUGCCUCCCUUGGUUACUCCGUCGCUCGCUUUACCGAAUGGGAUGGGUUGAUUGUGAAGGACCCCUUCAAUAUGGCCAACGGUGUCGUAAUAGUUGUUGCUGAAGGAAUCCAGUCGCUUAAGCUGGAGGGCGCCCACACUUAUGAACUGUAUGGUGGAUCUGCUUCGGAAACAAUUAGCGAAUUGGUACAGAAGUCAGCUGACCAUCAUGGUGUUAGCUUUGAAAUUGAUCUGAAGGAAUCGUCGGACAGUUUCGCUACCCCGCUGGGAACAGUUCAACCGGAUGAUGAAGAUGUGGAACCGAUUUAUUUGAAACCCAAGUCGAACAAAGCCGAUUCUGACUUUAUGCGGCAAGUUGCGUUUAUCAAUGGGCUAAGCGAUCUGUUGGUUACUUCCACCGAUGAGAACAUUCCGGCUGUUCAUAUUGUCCGUGUGUCGUUCGAAGCUGUGUUAGCUGCUCAUGAACCAUCGUCUCAUGCUGCUACUGAGGCUAACAAACUACUUGUCAAUGCUUUGGGUGAAUUGCGAACCGCAGCGGAGAAAGCGUUCGAUGGAGCCGUGGUUGUUGGGCUAAUCACUUCUACUGAGGCGCCACUGGUUCGCUCCAAGCGACAGGCUGAAACGCCCAAGCAGGCAGAUGAUCUGAAUAUCGCUCAAAAGUACAACAGUAACUAUCCAGUCAUCUUUAACAUCGUGCUAUGGUUCAGUGUCAUUUUGGUGUUUUCGCUAAUAGCAAUUUCGAUCGCCAUUGCUACCAUGGAUCCCGGCAGAGAUUCUAUCAUCUACCGCAUGACUUCGACGAGAAUGAAGAAGGAAAACUAAAUAUCCCAAAGAAAAAGUUACUCCAUGCAGAUACCCUCCAUUACCAUCCUGUAUCUUGUAGAAAAAAAAGUGAACAUCUGCUAUCGGACGUAGCGAGAAUGUUUGUCAUUUGUAAGUAUAAAGUAUUAUCGCCAAAAUUACGUUAUGACCGAUUGAAACAGUAGUAAAAUUACAAUAGCUUUGUUCUCCGUAUUUCGUGCCACGCGCGUUGUUUUGUGACGUUUCUUUCUUUCAUUGCACACCAGACUGAACUGAAUGCUAAUACCCCCAACAUCCUGGUUAGGAUUUAGAAAGUUGAAUGCGUAGGAUUUACUCAGAUGCUGUUCCGUUGAAAAAGUUUGCACAGAAAUGUACGUUUUUGUUGUUAUUUUUUGAGUUUUAUCUCCGAUGAUCAAAUAAAGGAAACAUUCCACUCCGGA
This is a messenger RNA of Topomyia yanbarensis, 1456 nucleotides long. RefSeq names its product ATPase H(+)-transporting accessory protein 2 (gene ATP6AP2). The transcript has 5 exons. The coding region runs from base 45 to 1037 and encodes 330 amino acids. NCBI's taxonomy places the organism in Eukaryota, Metazoa, Arthropoda, Insecta, Diptera, Culicidae. Gene Ontology annotation, biological process: positive regulation of Wnt signaling pathway. Gene Ontology annotation, cellular component: membrane; external side of plasma membrane. Gene Ontology annotation, molecular function: signaling receptor activity. The record is from RefSeq and is a predicted model, not a curated record.